AUGUCAAAAGACAGCAAGAAGCCGGCGUCGGCGGCCAUUAACCUGGUUGCCGGCGGUGGUGCCGGCAUGAUGGAGGCCCUCGUCUGCCACCCGCUCGACACCAUCAAGGUCCGCAUGCAGCUGUCCCGCCGCGGCAAGGAUGCGCCCCGCCGCGGCUUUGUCCGCACCGGUGUCGAGAUUGUCCGGCGCGAGACGCCUCUGGGCCUGUACAAGGGUCUCGGCGCCGUCCUGACGGGCAUCGUGCCCAAGAUGGCCAUCCGCUUCACGUCCUUUGAGUGGUACAAGCAGCUGCUGGCGGGCCCCAACAAGACCCCGGACGGCGGCAAGGUGUUUAUAGCCGGCCUGGCCGCCGGCGUCACGGAAGCCGUCGCCGUCGUCACGCCCAUGGAGGUCAUCAAGAUCCGCCUGCAAGCCCAGCACCACUCCAUGGCCGACCCGCUCGACAUACCCAAGUACCGCAACGCCGCGCACGCGCUGUACACGGUGGUGAAGGAGGAGGGCUUCGGCGCGCUGUACCGCGGCGUGUCGCUGACGGCCCUGCGCCAGGGCAGCAACCAGGCCGUCAACUUCACGGCCUACACCUACUUCAAGGAAGCCCUGCGCAAGUGGCAGCCCGACCUCGACGCCAGCGCGCCCCUCCCAGGCUACCAGACCACGCUCAUCGGCCUCGUGUCCGGCGCCAUGGGCCCGCUGAGCAACGCCCCCAUCGACACCAUCAAGACGCGCCUGCAAAAGACGCCUGCGCAGCCCGGCAUCAGCGCCUGGAAGCGCGUGUCGCUGAUCGCCGCUGACAUGUUCAAGCAGGAGGGCUUCCACGCCUUCUACAAGGGCAUCACGCCGCGCAUCAUGCGCGUGGCGCCCGGCCAGGCCGUGACGUUUACCGUGUACGAGUACCUGCGGUCGAAGCUGGAGAAGAGCGGCCCGCUGUCCCUCAAGGCGGACAAGUACGAGGAGUAG
This is a messenger RNA of Sporothrix brasiliensis 5110, 957 nucleotides long. Its product is annotated as solute carrier family 25 (mitochondrial citrate transporter), member 1. Gene Ontology annotation, biological process: fumarate transport; succinate transport; transmembrane transport. The coding region runs from base 1 to 957 and encodes 318 amino acids. The record is from RefSeq and is a predicted model, not a curated record. The transcript has 2 exons. NCBI's taxonomy places the organism in Eukaryota, Fungi, Ascomycota, Sordariomycetes, Ophiostomatales, Ophiostomataceae.